Messenger RNA from Brienomyrus brachyistius, 1356 nucleotides. RefSeq names its product peptidyl-prolyl cis-trans isomerase A-like. Gene Ontology annotation, molecular function: peptidyl-prolyl cis-trans isomerase activity. The record is from RefSeq and is a predicted model, not a curated record. Gene Ontology annotation, biological process: protein peptidyl-prolyl isomerization. Gene Ontology annotation, cellular component: intracellular membrane-bounded organelle. NCBI's taxonomy places the organism in Eukaryota, Metazoa, Chordata, Actinopteri, Osteoglossiformes, Mormyridae.
AUGACUGUGACCAAAGACAAUUUCAGGGCUUUGUGCACCCAAGAGAAGAGGUUUGGAUACAAGGCAUCCACAUUUCACCGCAUCAUUCCACAGUUCAUGUGUCGGGGUGGUGACAUCACAAACAAUAACGGAACUGGGGGCAAGUCAAUCUAUGGCCGCAAGUUUGAUGACGAGAACCAGUUGAAGCACACAGGCGCUGGCGUUCUCUCCAUGGCUAAUUCGGGCCCCAACACGAAAGCCCUGUUUUUCAUCUGCACUUCAAAUACUGAGUGGUGAGGAACUGUAACAGUGAUCCAAUGUUGCCUGAUAACUUGGGUUUGAAUUUUAUUGCUUGUAAAUUUAAAUGAGGUAGCACUUCACACAAUGCACCAUACUAAGGACUGCACUGCAAAUUGGUAACAGGUCUUAAAACAUUUUUUAAAAUUAUUAAACAAUUUCAUGGCUCAUGGGAGUUUUACUUUCGCAAUGCUCUGAGGGCAGAAUGAAAAAUGAUUAAUUCAGCGAGACAGCCAAUCAGGUUACAGAAGAGGUGGGUUCAUGCAACUACAGGCAGUGAGAUCAACCAAUCAGGUGCUUGGUCCUGCCUCCUAGUUGCUUGGACCCACCUCCUAUACAAUCUGAUUGGUUAUUUCUCUGACCAAAUCAUUUUUCAUUGUAUAUUUCUGUCUCAAACUCCCGCAAACCAAUUUCAAAUUUAUUUAAAAGAAUUGGCUCCCAUUCUCCCCAGAAUUAUACUCCAUUUCCCAUAAAUUCUCUAAAGCAAGGGUGUCAAACUCCAGUCCUCGGGUCAGAGCCUGUAUACCUUAGUUCUCUCCCUCUUCCACCAUAAAUGAUUCAGCUCAGGAACUGUGUGGUAGUUAGUUGAAUCAGGUGUGUUAAAGGAGUUGAAUCAGGUGUGUUAAAUGAGGGGAAACCAAAAACUGUGCAGGGCUCCAGCUCCCCAGGACUGGAGUCUGACACCUGUUUCCUAAAGGAAGGGUAGAAUAAUUGAAAUAAUGACCAAGUGUUACCUGGGAAAUAAACUGCCAAGCCGAGAAAGCAAACUUUGUGGUUCUUCACUAGGUUGGACGGCAAGCAUGUGGUGUUUAGGAAUGUCGUGGAAGGAUUCAAAAUCUUGAUUGCAAUCGAGUGCUGCGGCAGGUCCUGUAGAAAAUGCUCGCCAAGGUUGUGAUUGCAGAUUGUGGGCAGCUCUGAACCAUUGAGUACACUCCCAAACAGUAUCCCUCCCUGACCCUCACCCCCCCUGCUUUGAUCCAUUUCUUGCCUGAUCAUGCUGCAUUUGCUUUCAGUUUGUGUAUUUUUUUUUGUCUUAUUGGAUGACAUUUAAAUAUUUUGAAAUAAAGUGGGAAUUACUUA